Messenger RNA from Drosophila grimshawi, 1656 nucleotides. RefSeq lists its product as uncharacterized. The transcript has 2 exons. Bases 1 to 1656 code for a protein of 551 amino acids. Lineage: Eukaryota; Metazoa; Arthropoda; Insecta; Diptera; Drosophilidae. The record is from RefSeq and is a predicted model, not a curated record.
AUGCGAACUCUGACGGCAGCAGCGACGGCGCCUCCAGCAGCUAAUUCACACAGCGCAGCCAACGCCUACCAACAGCAGCAGCAGCAGCAGCAGCAGAUUACGUGGACUAGUGCCGGCUAUCGACGUCAUCAUCUGCCACAGUCGCAGCCGCAGCCGCAGCCAACGUUAUCCUUAUCGCCAUCAUCGUCGUCAUCGUCGUCAGCAGCAUCGUCAUCAUCACGCCAUCAUCAAGCGCAUUAUCAGCCGACGGCGUUGCUGCCAUUGCUGCCGCCGCCACCGCUGCAAUCGAUUGUCGUGUUUUUGUCUGGGGACUUUUGCAAGGCACGUUGCCAUUUGGGAAACUCAUCUACAACAACUUGUAACACGUCCACCGCACCCAACACGAGGCAAGGCGCUCAGCGCCCAAAGAGGAGGGGAGAGCUCCUGCCACCAAGGGGUCAACACGGUGGGCUGGAUGACCCGAACCGGAGAAAUCUCUGCGAUUCAAGGGUCAAGUGGUACCUACAGCAGGGACUCAGUCCCGAUGAAGCCCUGAAAAAGAUGAAAGAGCCCAGGGAGGAGGUUGCAGCACCCGCGCCAGCCUCGAAAAGGCGGAGCAGCAGUCUCACACAUCCGGUGGCCACCCCCAAGAGGAUGUGCUCGGGGGUUGUGAGCGCUGCCCGCGGCUCGGCAGCGGCAAAGGUGCUGAAGAACAAUGGGGCAGGUAAUCUGGACCUGCGCCCAAGCACAUCGCGUGCAGCGGCCACGAAGCCCAGCUCGCCGACACCCACCGAGCCUCGCCUGUCCUAUGCAGACAUGGCAAAAAAGGUAAAGGUGGCUGUGUUGCCCGUGGGCUUCCCACGGGUCAUGCUCAGUCACGGAGAUUUAUCUGUGUUGGAAGAGGCCAUCAUUGACGAAGUCAUUGCGUCUGAUGGAGAUGUCACGGUCUCAUUCGUGGGCAUUCACUUCCGGGUUGGAUUCCUGGUAAUUGAAUGCUCCGAUGAGACCUCAGCCGAUUGGCUAAGGAUCGCAACUUCGAGGCUACAAUCGUGGAAGGGCCUCAAGGGGCACGAGUGCAAGGUGGGGGACGACAUACCGUCGCCCCACUGUAUCACGCUGUUCUGCCCCAGGAGUGCAGUUCGGUCUACCGAAUCCCUGUUGGUUCUGCUGAGGAACCAGAACAGGAUCGAGACCGACACCUGGAAGAUGAUCUCCAGGAGGAACGAGGGUGGAGAAGCCCUCCUGGUGAUCGGGAUAGAUGAACUAUCCAAGAAUGUAAUUGUGGAGAAGGGGCACCAGGUCUUCUUCCGUUACGGGACCAUCCCCGUAAGCGGACUGAAGAAGAAGACUGGAGAAAGGCCCCAACCUGCUCCAACGGGCAGGGAGGAUGUCUCGGUGGGCAACACCACCACAUCGGACACUCCUGCCCCGGAGCAGGGCAGUCCGACUGCGCAGCCCACCGACCCGUCGGAGGACCUCGAAGAUGACGAAGAACUGGCAGAUGCGACGCUCUGCCAGGAGGAGAUGCUGGGGGACGACGAUAUCCCCAUGUCCUCGCAGGAGCUGGAGGAGGAGCUGCAGGAUGCAGCUGCAGCUGACGUCACUAUGUCGAGCAGCGGUGACGGGGACGGCUCCGGGCACCAUUCACCGUGUCAGCUGGAGCCUCCCCAGAAGUAG